AUGAGUAGGCAUAGGUCAAUCAGCAAAGAAAAUGAUUUGUGUUCUUACGAAUUACAUUAUUAUUUUAGCAUCCUGAGGUCGUCACCAGUCAUGGCCAUCACAAGUGAACUUGGAAAUGGAGAACUUUUAGAUCCUGCGCAGGAGUUCGAAGCCCGUUUACUGAAGCGCAACGAGGUUAUUCAUGAAGCCACAAAACCUGGAAACUCUGACGUCCAGAUGUUCUACAAAGGACUCACAGUGUUCGUUACUGGAGGGUCAGGGUAUCUAGGGAAGCAGCUCAUUGAGAAACUCCUCAGGGCGACGAAUGUGUCUAAACUCUUCAUCUUGAUGAGGUCCAAGAAAGGAAUACCAAUUACACAAAGACUAAACGAAAUGCUGGAUAACCCGGUCUAUGAUUUGGUACGAGAGCUGCAUCCAGGCUUUGAGCAGAAGAUAGUACUAGUGGAAGGCGAUAUAGGUAAACUCAGACUUGGCUUGAGUGACGAGGACUGGAGCAUGUUGACUAGCCAGACAGAAGUUAUAUUCCAUUUGGCAGCGACAACGCGGUUUGACGAACCCUUACGUAGCGCUACUCUCAUCAUUACCCGAGGAACCAGGGAAACUCUUAAGCUAGGGAAGGAGUGCAGUAACCUAAAGUCUUUCGUCUACGUAUCAACAGCUUACUCUCAGGCAAUAUCUUCUCGUAUCAAGGAUGAAGUCUUUGAAGAUUUCUACCCAAGUCCCAUAGAUCCUGAGGCUAUGAUCAGGAUGGCUGAAACCCUGGAGGAAAAUAAACUUAACAACAUUACUAAAAGUUUAAUUGAGGGUUGGCCGAAUACUUACACGUUUGCUAAGGCCGUGACCGAAAAGAUGGUGCAAGAAGCAGGCAAAGAGAUGCCCAUUUGUGUCGUCAGACCUGGAAUAGUGACAGUUGCUAUUCGUGAACCAAAUCCAGGAUGGGUGGACCUUUCUAACAUGUACGGCGCAUCUGGUAUCGCUCUAGGAGUUGGUGUGGGUGUCAUGCACGUCGCUUAUGUUAACACCGAAGCCAGGGUUGGCGUGAUACCUCCAGACUAUGUGAACAACGCUGUAAUAGCUGCUGGGUAUGAGACCGCAAGAAGACGAUCCAAAGGAGAUAUGGAACCCAAGGUUUAUACUGUGUUGUCUUCAACCAGGACUAAAAUAACUUGUGGUUAUUUUACGAAUGGACCAAGAAACGCAAUAGAGUGUUGUACUCCAAAACUCGUCUGGUACAAUUUCGUUAUAGAGACAUCGAACAAAAUCCUGUUCUGGAUUUUAACCUGGAUUCUUCAUCUGAUACCAGCUUAUAUUAUCGAUGGAGUUUGUUGGAUUCUUGGAAAGGAGAGAAAGCUCGUGAAAGUCUACACCAAAAUGUAUAAGUUGUCGACGGCUUUAGGGUACUUCACAACGAAUGAUUGGGAGUUCCAAGACAAAAACUUAGCUACACUCUUCGACUCUCUUUCUCCUACUGACAAAGAGAUUUUCGACUUUAACGUAGAAAGAAUAGACUGGCAGGAAUAUGUGCUUAUUUAUGGAAAGUGGCGACUCAUGUUUAGGGCAGAACCAACUAGUAAAGAUAGAUUAAACUACUUUGAAUAA
Messenger RNA from Arctia plantaginis, 1599 nucleotides. Lineage: Eukaryota; Metazoa; Arthropoda; Insecta; Lepidoptera; Erebidae. The record is from the annotation of a GenBank genome assembly.